Molecule: messenger RNA, 2806 nt
Organism: Conger conger (European conger)
Lineage: Eukaryota; Metazoa; Chordata; Actinopteri; Anguilliformes; Congridae
Gene: nacc1a
Product: nucleus accumbens associated 1, BEN and BTB (POZ) domain containing a
Exons: 6
Coding region: 1057-2697 (546 amino acids)
Biological process (GO): regulation of transcription by RNA polymerase II
Molecular function (GO): DNA-binding transcription factor activity, RNA polymerase II-specific; protein binding; RNA polymerase II cis-regulatory region sequence-specific DNA binding
Source: RefSeq, a predicted model, not a curated record
UGCGAUGGGGGAUGGGUCCGUAGGAACGGCACCAACAAAACUUUAACCACUUCAAUGGCUUCCUAGCCAUUGCUGAAAGCUGGCUGCACCUCCAGUACCAUCGUCAGUUGUGUAACUUUUUAUCUUCAGUGUUUGAAACCGAUGUUAUAGUCGCACGGAUGAAAUUUGCUUCAUGCUAAUUGUAGAUUUGUAGAAUUGUAAUUUAAGAUCCGAGUGGUGUUCCGUACGUUUUGGAGAGAAGUGGUUAAAUUAGUGUCUUGUCUAGCGACUUGUAACCCCCCUCUUCUCUCUCGGCGCUGGUUUCGUCUGGCUCGCCCCCAGUUGCUGCGUUUGUCCCGGGAUGACCUGUUGAUGUCUGUAACGUUAAAGAUGGAGUAUGUAGGGGGAGCGACACCCCCGCCCCCAUCCCAAAAUAUUUAAAUAAAAAUUAUUCAAACGGAUAUAUAGCUAGCCAAUUUACGAUCAGAUUAACAAUUUCGUAAUACUCCGUACGUUUAUAAGAACUAUAAUAAUCGACAGCUCGUUAGCUAGGUUGAUAUAGAUUGCUGUUGUCUGUGAGUGAUAAUGCGUAUGAAUGUAUUGGGCGAACCAAAUUUUUUUUUGAGCUAGCUAGCCAGUACAGUCUGAGACAGAUCCAGUUUCUGUAGGCCCGAGGAUGUAGCCAGCUAGCUAACAGAAUCCGACAUCGCAAUCAAUGUGGCACGACGGAGCUUCAGCGGCGGAUGUGGACUACACUAAAUAAUUUAUUUUUGUGAUUUUGACAAACAUUUAAGGAGGAAAAUCGGUUCGAUUUUAAAUUGCAGUUAGGAGACGCGGCAUCGAAAGCGAAGACCGAGUGAUACUUUAUUUUUUGCGUUCUGCUGUCGCCCCCCGGCCCGUGCCAUUGGAGCGCUCCUACCGGGCAGAUAGACUGGCACACGGCGGGCACGGCUAGCCUGCCACCACGAUCGCCUUCCAGCUUGUCUGCUGGCUGCUCCAAAUAAACGCGGCUCAAGAGAGAUACUUAGCCGCUCUUAAUUACUACAUUUCAGAUAGAGAGGUGCCGGGCGUAGCGCCAUGGCUCAGACGCUGCAGAUGGCCAUCCCCAACUUCGGCAACAGCGUCCUGGAGUGUCUGAACGAGCAGCGGCUGCAGGGGCUGUACUGCGACGUGUCGGUGGUGGUGAAGGGCCACGCCUUCAAGGCCCACCGCGCCGUGCUGGCGGCCAGCAGCUCCUACUUCCGCGACCUGUUCAACUCGGGCAGCAAGAGCGCGGUGGUGGAGCUGCCCCCGGCCGUGCAGCCGCAGAGCUUCCAGCAGAUCCUGUCCUUCUGCUACACGGGCCGGCUCAGCAUGAACGUGGGCGACCAGUUCCUGCUCAUGUACACGGCCGGCUUCCUGCAGAUCCAGCAGAUCAUGGAGAAGGGGACCGAGUUCUUCCUGAAGGUCAGCUCCCCGAGCUGCGACUCGCAGGGGCUGCACGCCGAGGAGACCCCGCCCUCCGAGCCCCAGAGCCCCGUCACGCAGACGUCCGGGGGCGGGGCCGGGGCGGCGGGGGCGGGCGCGGCCGCCACGGGGGCCGGCCGCCCGGCCUCCUGCCUGACCCCGCUCCCCCUGGUGUCCCGCGUCAAGAUGGAGCAGCAGGAGGGCGGUGGCUCCUCUUACUCUGUGGUCUGCACCCCCGUGGCCAAGCGGCUGUGGGAGGGGGGCAGCCGGGAGGGGGGCGGCGGCUCGGGCGGGGGAGGGGGCGGCGGCAUGCGGAAGGCCGCCCGCUUCUCACAGGAGUCGGCCCGGGGCGGAGCCAUCCAGCCGCAGGGCGGGGCGGGGGGCGGGGGCACCAACGGGAACGCCAACAACGGCGCCUCGGAGAGCACCAGCCCCGGGAACCUGAGCGCCUACACCAGCGACUCCCCCACCUCCUUCCACGACGACGACGAGGAGGAGGAGGUCACCGACGAAGGCACGGAGGAGCAGUACCGGCAGAUCUGCAACAUGUACACCAUGUACAGCAUGCUCAACGUGGGCGCGGCAGCGGCCGGUGAGCGCGUGGAGGCGCUGCCCGACCACCUGACCUCGGACACGCGCGGGAGGAUGCGCGUGCGGCAGGAACUGGCCUCGCUGCCCGCCGAGCUCAUCACCCAGAUCGGCAACCGCUGCCACCCCAAACUGUACGAGGAGGGAGACCCCUCCGAGAAGCUGGAGCUGGUCUCAGGCACCAGCGUCUUCAUCACUCGCGCCCAGCUGAUGAACUGUCACGUCAGCGCAGGGACUCGACACAAAGUGCUGCUGAGGAGAUUGCUGGCGUCUUUCUUUGACAGGAACACUCUGGCUAACAGCUGCGGUACAGGGAUCCGUUCCUCCACCAAUGAUCCGAGCCGCAAGCCACUGGAUAGCAGAGUGCUGCACGCAGUCAAGUUUUACUGUCAGAACUUCGCCACGAGCUUCAAGGAGAGCGAGAUGAACGCCAUCGCGGCGGACAUGUGCACGAACGCGCGGCGCGUGGUGCGGAAGAGCUGGAUCCCCAAGCUCAAGCUGCUGAUGGCCGAGGGCGACGCGUACUCCAGCUUCCUGCCCGACACCGUCAAGAUGGAGGCCGACGGCCUGGCCGCGGAGCACGGCUUCGAGGCGGGAGGCCUGGAGGCGGCAGCCUCCGCAGAGGCUGGGGCCUCCGGCGAGUCUCUGCAGGGAGUGGGCGGAGACGGCAGCACUUUGUUUUAGUAAGUGACCCCUCCCCCUUCCACCUCCCUCUCCUCCCACCCCCCCUGUACCCACCCCGUCUCCCAUAGCGCCCCGCCCCUGACCCCCACCCAUCACGUGACCCGGAGUA